UACAGUGUGCAUUCAGCCAAGCAAUACGGUGCAUCGCGGUUACUGUGAGUUGACAGUCAGUAAUGGUGGCACAACAGACAUGAAACGUUGUGGGUAAAGUUCAUGGCCAUAAACGACGAAUCUGCCUAUAGCCCUAUUUCAAUCACAAUGUAGCCUAGCUGUACAUGAGUAGCACUGCGUGUAAAAGCGCGUAGGCCUUUAAAUAAACGAUCACUGCUCAGUUAUGAUUUUUUAUGUUUAUGAAUAAAACAGCGUACAACAGCGCACACCCAAUAAUAAAGUCUGUGUCAGCAAUUACAGUUGCAUUCUCACAACUUGAAAUUCAGCAGGACUAACACCGCUAGCCUGUAUAGCCUUGGGUGUGUUUUUCUGUCAGCGGAUCAUGGCAAAGCCCAAGCCGGGGAAAGAGGGCUUCCCUCCCGGCCCAAUGACCCUGCCUCUGAUCGGUAGCAUGGUGAACUUCGGCGACAACGACGCUUUCCUGGCCAAGUGGGACGAUUUGUGCCGGCAGUAUGGCAGCGUGUUCAGCAUCAAGAUGGAGGGCCGUUGGGUGGUGUUUGUAACCGGCUGGGAAGCGGUUCGCGAGGUCCUGGUAAAGAAAGGGCUUGACUUCUGUGAUAAACCCAGGUCCCCUUCCGCUGAUCGCUACAAUCCCGAGUACAAAGGGAUUUUGAUGCUCCAUGUAAUGAUCAAUGGAAAAUCCAGCGAAGUUUUGCCCACACUACACUGCGUGGCUUCGGCUUUGGUAAAGUAAGCCUUGAAGGGGCCAUCACGAAGGAAGUUACACAUCUGAUCGAUAAACUACAGGCACACGGGGGCCAACCGCUCGACCCCCGGGACCUUCUCGGUGCUCACACCACUAAUGUUCUCUUUUCCAUCACCUUUGGCAUCUGUUUCGCCCACGACGACGCCGAGUUCCAACGCUUGCUGGACUGGUCCCGGACCCUGAUGGCCAAUUACGAUCUUUCCGGCUGGUCCAUUGUCCACAGCGUGGACAAAGCCGCACGCGGGCUGGAGAAAUUCGUCAAGGAGCAGAUUGAGAGUCACGCAAAAUCCCGCGUGGCAGGCGAGGAAGCACGAGAUUUCAUCGACGCCUACUUGGCUAAGAUUGACGAAGACCCGGCCAGGUUUACGCAUGACGAACUUGCUUGCGUCUUGGUGGAUUUGAUCGGUGCUGGCAUCGAGUCUGUGUCCUUCACAUUACUGUGGACACUUGUUUAUAUGAGUCUAAACCCGGGCGUCCAAGAAAAAGUGCAUCAAGAAAUCAAAACUGUUAUAGGAGACCGUAAUGUCAAAUGGGAAGACAGAAAUUCCUUGCCUUACAGUCAGGCUACCUUGAUGGAGAUCCAUAGAGCCGCCAGCCUUUCCUACAUGGUUGUCAGGGCUGCAUACACAGACUCUACCAUCUUUGAUUACAAGAUACCGAAGGGAACUGAACUAUGGGUGAAUAUUUGGUCAGUACACCAUGAUCCAGCUGUGUGGUCGGAUCCAAACACCUUUAACCCAGCAAGGUUCCUGAACGCUGAAGGCACUGAAAUGGUCCGUCAUGAAGGUUUCAUUCCUUUCUCGGCCGGGCGCAGAGGUUGCAUGGGAGAAUCUCUGGGUAAGAUGGAACUCUUCAGCUUCUUCGUCUCUCUCCUACAACACUUCCGGGUGGAAACACCCCCGGGUGAAGCUCCGCCCACUACUGAGGGAGUUUUAGAUUUCACUAGAAACCCCAAGCCUUUCAAAGUCCGCUUUGUCCCUCGAGUAUAAGAAAGUUGGGAUGAGCGCUGGAAUGUUCCAAACGAGGCAUUUCAGUCUUCACUGUGUAUUUCUUAUUGAUGAUAGAUUGGAUUUGCUUUACAUCUUUAAUAUUUCUGGUGAUGUUGUAUAAUAUUUAUGCCAUGACUUAAGAUGUGUUGAUGGUUACACUAACCUGGACCCAGAUUGUGGACGGUAACGUCAAAUUACGAACGAAA
This is a messenger RNA of Acanthaster planci (crown-of-thorns starfish), 1961 nucleotides long. Its product is annotated as cytochrome P450 2U1-like. Gene Ontology annotation, biological process: xenobiotic metabolic process. Gene Ontology annotation, cellular component: cytoplasm; intracellular membrane-bounded organelle. Lineage: Eukaryota; Metazoa; Echinodermata; Asteroidea; Valvatida; Acanthasteridae. The record is from RefSeq and is a predicted model, not a curated record. Gene Ontology annotation, molecular function: oxidoreductase activity, acting on paired donors, with incorporation or reduction of molecular oxygen, reduced flavin or flavoprotein as one donor, and incorporation of one atom of oxygen; heme binding; steroid hydroxylase activity.